Stylophora pistillata is the source of this 3858-nucleotide messenger RNA. RefSeq lists its product as uncharacterized. The record is from RefSeq and is a predicted model, not a curated record. NCBI's taxonomy places the organism in Eukaryota, Metazoa, Cnidaria, Anthozoa, Scleractinia, Pocilloporidae.
CUCAGCAGCAUUCUUUAGAGUCAAUUUAGUCUUUUCCUGCUAAAAGAGGCCCGCAUAUAAAGCAAUCUUUAGUAUGGCGUUUCUGUGGAUUGUUCUUACCUUCGUAGGACAAGUAGCUGUCAUCUGCAAGGGGGAUGUUGUAUACCAUCAGACUAUGUCUCCAUUCUGGCUGGAGUCGCACGCGUCUUACAUCGACAGUCAACGCACAACAACCAAUGAGCAGAUCACUUUUAAUAAGGGUUCAGCGAGACACGCCCUGCUUUUAAAAGUUCCCAUGCUCCUUCCCGGUGUUGUCACGAGUAACAGCCGGCUGACCGUUAAGAUAACAGUGGCUAAUGACGUCACAAUCGGGACCACCGAGGAGAGCGAUAACAGAUACGGUGUAUCAGACGGCACGAAUUUUAUCGGAUUUCAUGUUCCUGAUAAAGCAAGUUAUGUCAACCGCCCACCCUGUUAUGGGGUAGAAGGACCAUCUGGUUCGGGUUUAUUCGGAUUGAAUUACAUCAAUCGUGCAUCAACUAAAGCGCAGGAUUCUUUCUACCCGGGUCAGGUUGAGUUCACUAUAAAGUUGGAUGAACGCUGGGGUUCGUGUUAUACCGCACAUGAUGCUGGGUAUACAAACGUAGCGAAAUUUAACAGGCGACUGGUGAUCAGUAAUGGCCUAAGUCUAGAAGUUUACAAAGACGAAGCAAAUGAAAGAGUUGGCAUCAAGUACAUUGAAGUUAUCAUUGUACAAGAUGGCUAACUUGCUUAAGUUAUACUGCAGAACAUUUUUUAACGUAUUGAACCAGUAUUAAACAAGUAUUGGACCGAUAUUGCGCCAGUAUCGAACGUAGGCGGCAAUGUAAUAAUUGUAUUGUAAAAGUACCGUAAACCAAUCAUUAUUUAUCGCCUGCAGGGGAAAGUGAACGAUUUCUGGGGUAUUACUUGACUUUCAGGGGGAUCAGGGGGGGGGGGAAUCAGUCGUCGCUAACAGAAUAUAAGGGGCCAUAGGACCGUCACAACCAAAAUGCUCCAGCCUUCUCUCCCCAUCCUGGUGAUAAAUAAAGAACUGGCUUCUUAGGGGGCAAUGCAAUAUUGUUCUGUAAAAGUUUCGUAAGUAUUAACAGUGUUGAAAUAUCUCAAAUAUUACAGGCUGCACGGUAUGAAGUACUGUUUUGACAUUAUUUGUAUUAUUUUGUUACUUUUUAAAAAAGCCAGAAAAAAAAAACUAAGAUAAACAUAAUGGCAAGGAACUAAAGCAUUGUCUGAGAAGAAUCUAACCACCUUGUUGUCACUAAAUAUGAUAUUUUCCAUGUAUUUUAUUAACUGCAUACGAUACAGUCUGAGCCGUAAGCUUAGCUUCAAUACAAUUCUAAUGUAUACUGGCCUUUCUCUAGUUUAAAUUUGUUUGCUUUCAGAUAAGUAUUAUUUCGUCUCGGAUAACUGUAAGGUCGUUAGUUUUGAACAAGGGUUUUGAAGAAACAUUUAUUCUAUUCAAACCAGGAACAAAAACAAUGUUUUAAAACGGAACCGUGACUGAAACGUUUUACAGAACGUUCGAGAUUAGAGUUACGUCUAGAAAUUUUCUUCGGGAUUUUUUAAGCCAAAUACUGGACUUUUUAGGUUCUGCGGUUCUUUAAUUUGCCGCCAACAGAUGACUAGUUUCUAUACACUUUGCUGAAUGCUGGUAUUUUGUUGACGUCAGCAGUUUUGAUUUGCUCCGCUUUCGACCUGAAUUACCUUAGCUUAGAAAUGGAGGCCCGCCAAGAAUAGAAAAUAGCAACGUCUUUAGAUAUUCCCGAAGCAGCUGUGAGGGCGCCUCCGACUAAAGAUCGGUAAGUACAGUGUGGUGAAUGUUAACUAUGUUAUAUCAAGCACUCGACGUUGUAUCUUGACGUUUUAAAGUAUUCCUGACGGUAAGUGUGAAACAUGUUAUUAAUAUCGACUGUCAAGAGCGCUGCUGCCGUCCCAUAUCAUUUUCUUAAUAUAACAGUGUUCUCAUGUGGUUGGGUCGUUAAUAAAUAUAUCUGAAAUGGAACAAUUACACACUAGAUAGCAAAUAUUGAAUGAAUUCCUCGUAUUUUGAAUUGAAAUUUACCUUUACUCAUGCAUGCCAACAAUCCCCACAAAUUUUUACCGAUGGAAGAUGGCAGAGGGUAUGCUAGAUUGAAAGGGGUGUUUUCUUGUUUUUAAGCAUAGUAGCUGGAUUUUAGACCAAUCACUGUACCAUGUUGCAACACAGUACUUUAUAUUUGAUGAUGUGGUUGUGUCCAGUAUGGGUCAUGUAAGCUUCGGGAUACGUCAAGGAUACUACAUCAAGCAUUGUGCUAAUAGGCCUGAGUGUGCCGCCGCAUUCUUCAAACCUAAUUAGCUUCUUUACAUUUUGAGAAGACUUUUGUAUGACGGACAUCGAGAAAGACAAUCAAAUGGGAAUAAUAAGGAUUAUCUAUGUUUUUGUUCUAUUUCCUGUCUUGAGCGAAGGAGAAAUUCUUUACCACCAGACUAUGACUCCAUCUUGGCUAGAAGCGCAUGCGUCUUACAUUGACAGCUCUCGUACAUCAACCACUGAAUUACUUACAUUCAACGCAGGCUCAGUAGCUCAGAGAGCUCUCCUGAAAGUUCCUUUGAUACCCCCUGGCGCUUUAAGAUCUUCUACUCCGCUGACCAUUGAAAUCACAGUAGCAAAUGACGUCAGCAUUGGACAGGUCGUUGACAGUGAUACUCGAUAUGGAGUGUCAGAUGGUGCAAGAUUUAUUGGAUUUCAAACGCGAGACAGGACAAAUUACAACAACAUGCAUCCAUGUUAUGGAGUGGAAGGUGUACCUGGUAAAACUUUAUCCCCUCACCGAUAUAUUUCACAAGCAACUAGUAAGCCACGCCAGUUCAUGUACCCAGGUCGUUUCGUCUUCACCAUUAAGUUGGAUGAACGCUGGGGCUCGUGUUACACUCCGCAUGACGGAGGAUACGUGAAGAAUAUUGGCUACAAUAACCGACUGAUGCUCAGUAAAGGUCUGACAUUUGAAGUCUAUUCAGAGGACUCGAAGGACAGAGUUGGUAUCAAGUAUAUUAAAGUGGUCCUCAUACAAGACGUUUAGGACUAGGAUGACUGAGAGGGAACAAAACUUUGAUAAAAAGAAGCAUCAUUAUAGUUUUUUAGAACACUUAAGUAAUACUUCAAUCGCUAAAUUUAUUGUAAAAAUUGGUUCAAGAGUGCAAAUCGUACUUAUCACCCUUAAAAAUACAUUUGAUGAACAAUUUCUUCAAAAUAUAGUUCUCACUACCUUUACUUUUCUUUACAAUAGUUAAGGAUUUUUUUUAAUUUUCCAGAACUAGGCAAAUGUAUAGUUACAAUUAACUCUUUCCAAGUAGAAAAAUCUGUUGAUUUGGCACGCAGUAAAACAAAACAUUGCAUGUAACUGAUGUACAGUUACUUCGAAACAACGAUUUGAUUUCAUUUGCCUUAAUAAAUUAUGAACAUAUUUAAGACAAACCAAGCAUUGGAGGUUUAGAGCUUGAAAAACUUAGGCCACAAUGCUAUCCUUCUGUAUAUUUUGAGUUCUUCACAGAUCCGACAUCGCAAUUAACAAAAAAAAUUAAAUAAUGUACUAGAUGCACUUAAAAGUAAAUCAUACGACCUCGUUCCCAGGAAAUUUUCCCUUACUUGGAGGUGGGGCUUUGGGAACGAGGUUGGCAAUUCAAAGUAAUGAUGGCUGCGAGAGAGUUAAUUUCGCUUAAUUUUGCUUAUUAUGAAAAACACGAAGCAGCAAACAUCGUAGCCCUUCUUAACACAGCUGUAUUUCGCUCAGCUUUCUGGGUACUUGAAUAAUUUGCUUGGCAUUAUGGGUACCCAAUACAUUACAACUAGUAACAUAUAGA